Molecule: messenger RNA, 1823 nt
Organism: Daldinia caldariorum
Lineage: Eukaryota; Fungi; Ascomycota; Sordariomycetes; Xylariales; Hypoxylaceae
Exons: 3
Coding region: 229-1356 (375 amino acids)
Molecular function (GO): catalytic activity; iron-sulfur cluster binding
Source: RefSeq, a predicted model, not a curated record
AGUUCAUACCUCUACCUAAGGUAUAUGCAACCAAAUGCAGACAAGCUUAUAUCAACAUCAGCACUACAGCUACAGUACAAUACAAUACACGGUUGAUGCGUUAGGAGGUAGGUUAUACUUAUAGAAGUUAAACUAUAUUAACCUUCCACCUCUCUUCUAACUCACGAUAUCCAAGUUGAUAAACCAAAAGUUGUAUAAUAAAUAUAAAUAUGCUCUUAGCCGUCCAGGAUGUUAUUAAGUAGUAGGGUACGAGCUGGCACUCCCGCAAAUCUCAGUCUUAUCACUGGAACCCUCACUCGAGGGGUCCGUCAUCGUCGGUCUCUUCAUCUAGCUCCACCUUUCCUCUUAGAGGACUAUACUCCCCGGUACCAGCUGCUAUCGGAGGCCGACGCCGCUAAGAAGCGCGAGCUCGCCCGCGCGCACCUCCAAAAUUGUAACCUCUGCCCUCGGCUGUGCGGUGUCAACCGGUACAAAACCACGGGCAUGUGUCUCAUCGGAAAGAACGUCAAGGUCAACGUAAUCGCGCCCCAUUUCGGCGAAGAGCCUUGCAUACAAGGCCAUAACGGAAGCGGCUCCGUCUUCUUCUCCGGCUGCAAUCUCCGAUGCACGUUCUGCCAGAACCAUGACAUCGCGCACCAGCGGAAUGGGUUCGACCUGACGCCCGAGGAGCUGGCGCAGUGGUACCUGAAACUGCAGGACGUGGGCCACGUGCACAACAUCAACCUCAUCACGCCGGAGCAUGUGGUGCCGCAGGUAGCCCUAUCCAUCCUGCACGCGCGGGACCUCGGGCUCAAGAUCCCCAUCGUGUACAACACGUCGGCGUUCGACUCGCUCGCCUCGCUCGAGCUCAUGGACGGGCUCGUCGACAUCUACCUGCCGGACUUCAAGGUGUGGAGCAAGGCGACGUCCCAGCGGCUGCUCAAGGCCGAGGACUACGCGAAGACCGCCGCCGAGAGCGUCAAGGCCAUGCACGCGCAGGUGGGGGACUUGUGCUUCACGGGCGACGGCAUAGCGAAAAGGGGCGUGCUGGUCAGGCAUCUCGUCAUGCCGGGCAAGGAGGCGGAGGGCGAGCAGAUCAUGAGGUUCCUCGCCCAGAACGUGUCGCGCGACAUCUUCGUCAAUAUCAUGGAGCAGUAUCGACCUGAUGCUCACGUGGGGAAGCCGAAGAGAAGAACAAGUAAGAAGGGAACUGCUGAAGAAGGAAACCGGGAGGAGAAGGAGGAGGAGGAGGUUAGGUAUGCGGACAUCAAUCGUCCUGUUACCAAGGAAGAGGUGUCUAUCGUGAGGAACGCCGCGGAGGCUGUGGGAUUGUGGCGCUUUUGCGAUCCCCCUCGGCAUGAUGGAUUUGCCAUAUGAUGACUUUCACAAGGGGGUCUCUGAAUGAAUGGUAUCCAGAAUGCAAGUUUAGCACUAUGGAAGAUAUCUUACCUAUUCCAGAAUAUUUCUCAUUGUUCAUACGAAAUAAUUCAUAUGAGCCAAGUCUCAACGGUGUUUAAGUUCUACAAUACUUAGGGUUUCACGGUGCAAGAUAAAAAUCUUUUGUUGCUAUUUUAUGUGAAUAUAUGUAUAUUCUAAGUGCUUCAUUCUGCAGCAUAUAUCCAGUACCAAGGCACCUAUCUACUCCAUGGAUCUAUGGAAACUCUAGCUAGACCUGGAACUAUAUUUCACUUUGUAUUUAUAUUAUUGUCGUGAAAUCGGAACAUCCUAGAGAUCGGUUUCUUCUUGGACUCUUUCUACUUAUUUGAUUGUAUCGGCAAAUCUUUGUUUUGCCUAUUCUACUAGUUAGACGGUUUAAUCUGAUAUACAAAUAGCUUCGUUCCUCC